Drosophila elegans is the source of this 2566-nucleotide messenger RNA. RefSeq names its product 4-coumarate--CoA ligase 3 (gene pdgy). Gene Ontology annotation, molecular function: long-chain fatty acid-CoA ligase activity. Lineage: Eukaryota; Metazoa; Arthropoda; Insecta; Diptera; Drosophilidae. The record is from RefSeq and is a predicted model, not a curated record. Bases 182 to 1984 code for a protein of 600 amino acids. Gene Ontology annotation, biological process: fatty-acyl-CoA biosynthetic process; long-chain fatty acid metabolic process. The transcript has 5 exons. Gene Ontology annotation, cellular component: mitochondrion.
GCCAGUCGUGUCUCAGCACCCGACAGCAGCAGACGUGUGUGGCAGCAGCAGUGAGAGCCUUAAACCGGAUCAGGACUCAUACUCAUACCCAUACCCAGUGCCACAGCUACAGCCACAGCCACCCCCACGUCUACACUCUCUUCUACACUGAAUAAAAGAGGCAACAAGUAAACGAGGCACCAUGAAUCCAGCCGCUCAGUUGCUGCGCCUGCGCAGCGCCACCGCUUUUGGCAGUGCGGUCUCCCAAUCGGCGCGCUCCAUCUCGACCAACCGGCGUCAGCGGACCACCAGUACCGCCAGUGCGCAGCGGGAGCGGACCCAGGGCGUCAGCGAGACGGACAAGUUUCUGCACUACAGCGCCGAGGACGGCUACUACAAGACCUCGCCCUUUGACCCCGUCAUCGUGCCCAACGUGCCGCUCCACGAGUACGUGUGGCGCGACUUCAAGAAGUGGGAGCGUAACACCGCAACGGUGUGUGUGAUCACCGAUCGGCAAUAUACUUUCGCCCAAAUGCGUGAUGCCAGUGCCGCUUUUGCCGUACGUCUGCAGACCAAGUUCAAGCUCCACAAGCCCGAUGUUUUGGCCAUCUGUCUGCCCAAUAUCCCCGAAUUCCCCAUCGCCACAUUGGGCGCCAUUGAAGCCGGUUUGACAGUGACCACCGUGAAUCCCGUCUAUACGCCGGACGAGAUCGCCAGGCAGCUGACCUUCAGCGGGGCCAAGUUCCUGGUGGGCACCGUCUCGGGAUUCGCCACCUUGAGCCAGGCCUGUAAGUUGCUGGGCAAGCAGCUGCCGAUUGCCGUGAUACGGACCAGUGCGGGGGAGUCCCUGCCGGAGGGUGCCAUCGAUUUCAGCGAGCUGACGAGCACCCAGAAUGUGCGCUACGAGGAUUUGGUGUCGCCGAAGGACGCCAGCGCCGACGACAUGGUCUUCCUGCCCUUCUCCUCCGGAACGACGGGUCUGCCCAAGGGCGUGAUGCUCUCGCACAACAACAUCACCAGCAACUGUGAGCAGGUGCAGGCAUCGCUGCCAUUGAACCUCAUGGGUCGUCAGGAUACGCUGCCCAGCGUCCUGCCCUUCUUCCACAUCUACGGACUGACCGUGGUGAUGCUAUCCAAGCUGGGACAGGGCUGCCGACUGGCCACCAUGCCUUGCUUCAAGCCGGACGACUUCAUGAGGUCCCUGGACAAGUACGAGGGCAGCGUCCUCAACCUGGUGCCGCCUAUUGCCCUCUUCAUGAUUAACCACCCCAAGAUGACCCAGGAGACGGCACCCCAUUUGAGGGUGGUGAUGAGCGGAGCCGCUCCAAUUGGUCAGCACGAUGUGGAGCGCUUUCUGCACAAAUUCCCGAAGGCCGCCUUCAAGCAGGGUUACGGUAUGACCGAGUCCUCGCCCGUGGCUCUCCUGACGCAGGAUGGGAACAAGAAUUACGCCUCCACCGGAGUGCUGCCGGGCAGCACGGAGGCCAAGAUUGUGCCCCUGGAAGGAAACGAAGCCAAGGGCGUGGGUCCACGCACCACCGGCGAACUGUGCAUUCGUGGUCCGCAGGUGAUGGCUGGUUACCUGAACAACGAGGAGGCCAACCAGGUCACCUUCUAUCCGGGCAACUGGCUGCGCAGCGGCGAUGUGGCCUACUACGAUGAGGACGGACUCUUCUACAUUACGGACCGCAUGAAGGAGCUGAUCAAGGUGAAGGGCUUCCAGGUGCCGCCGGCCGAACUGGAGGCAGUGCUGCGCGACCAUCCCAAGAUCCUGGAGGCGGCCGUCUUCGGUAUUCCCCACGAACUCAACGGCGAGGCACCGCGCGCUAUUGUGGUCCUGCGUGAGGGCGAGAAGGCCAGCGCCGAGGAAAUCUCCGCCUAUGUGGCCGAACGGGUUGCCCACUACAAGAAGCUCGAGGGCGGAGUGAUCUUCGUGGACGAGGUGCCCAAGAAUCCCACCGGCAAGAUCCUGCGCCGCGAGCUCAAGGAAAAGUUCUCCGACUAAGUGCGCAGGGAAAGGAUCUUCCGUACGUUAAGAUAUAUUUUUUGUGAUUUUUUUUUGUUCGUCUCAAUCCAGGGUUGGCAACCAGAUUCCUAGAAAUCUUGAAGAUAUCUGUUCCAAGGUCUCUAGUUAUUUGUGGCGACACCCCGCAGAACAUGAAUGUUUAUGAUGAACAUCAAUGUUGGCCCUGGAUCCGCUGAUCCCCAGGCGCUGGUUUAGACAUUGCAUUUACCACUUCGAAAAUAUUUAGUUCUUAGGCUAGACAUAGGUCUCAAUUAGUCGCUCGAUUGGUCCAUAGUUGGUAAGUGUAGACUAGACAGACGACAGAACCCUAUCCAUAAACCUAUACGUAUCUGUAAAGUGUAAUCUGUAUGCUUGUACUGUAACCUUUGAUUAUACUUAAUGACGGACCCGAUAUUUCACUAUGAUAUUCCCCUAUUUACAUAUAUAUAUUUUUUUUUGCCUAGUGCUGUAAGAUAAUUGUUUGUUAAUCGUAUUGAAAGACGGCGGCAUGCCAUAAAUACCCCUAUACAUGCUAUGUAUGCCACGAUGUUUUAAAAUAAAGACGAAAUGAACUAGUUUGAA